AUGUCGACAUUUCCAAUACCUCGGAUCAAAAUGUUAUGGGAUCUUAGUGGGAUGGUACGUAACAGUUUCUUAUCUAUCUUUCUCGCCAUGGCCAGUGGGCAGAAAGCAAAUGACCUCAACAGGCCAUGUUUUCUCCUCAUAGUGAUUGCUGGAAUGGAGAGGUUUGCGUUCAAAGGGGUGGCAUCAAAUUUGGUGACUUAUCUUACAGAUGUUGUGAAGAUGAGCAACUCAGCUGCAGCCAAAACAGUUAAUAAUUGGUGUGGGUUCACAUCCAUGUUGCCACUUCUUGUAGCAUCCCUUGCUGAUUCUUGGGAUCGGUAUUCCACCAUUCUAACCUCUUCCUUUCUUUACGUUGUGGGACUUGUGGCGUUGACAUCAACAGCAUUGGCUUGGGCACAGCAUUCCACCAGCAAUGUAAGCUCUUCAUACCUGUUUUGGUCACUCUGUUUGAUUUCGCUAGGCCAAGGUGGAUAUAACCCAUCUUUACAAGCCUUCGGAGCGGAUCAAAUUGCGAACGAUGAUGAGCUGCCGAGCACAAAAGAUGAGAAGAAAUCGAACCAGAAGGGCUUGUUCUUUCAAUGGUGGUAUUUUGGGAUCUGUGGUGGCAGUCUUGCAGGUGUCACAGUCAUGUCCUAUAUCCAAGACACAUUUGGCUGGGUUCUUGGAUUUGCAAUUCCUACAAUCGCAAUGGUAACAUCGAUUUUACUGUUCUGGUGCGGAAGCAGAAUUUACACAUAUAGACAGGAUGACACUAUCUCUGAAAGGCCUUCGCGGGACAUAGUUCGAGCCAUCAAGGAAGCUGCGUCCAGAUUUAUGAGCAGCAGAAUCACCUCAUCAAGAGACAAGCCAGAAAUUAUUGAGUUAGAGCUUCAGGAAAAACCUCUUUGUCAGAAUUCACCCAAUGCAAAGGGAUUGAAGGAGAAGACCAGCACUGGUAUUAAUCACCUGGUAGAAAAUGGAAAGGUAGUAUUGAGGCUUCUGCCGAUAUGGACGAUGCUUUUGAUGUUCGCGGUCAUCUUUCAACUGCCUGCCACAUUCUUUACCAAGCAAGGAAUGACAAUGAAGAGGAAUGUAGGCAGCAGCUUCAAGAUCCCACCUGCUACACUGCAAAGCUCUAUCACAGUGUCUAUCAUCCUCCUGAUGCCAUUUUAUGAUGCGUUGCUGAUCCCACUUGCACAAUCGAUCACUCGCGACGACAAAGGCAUCAGUGUGACCAAAAGAAUGGGAAUUGGGAUGUUGCUAUCUAUAAUAGCCAUGGCCAUUGCUGCUCUUGUCGAAACGAAGAGACUCGAAAUCGGCCGAAAAAUGGGAGUUGUCGAUCCGAAACUGGAAACAGAAGUUCCAUUAAGCAUAUUCUGGUUGCUGCCUCAGUACAUUCUGCUUGGCAUUUCAGAUAUUUUCACUGUUGUUGGGAUGCAGGAGUUUUUCUACAGUGAAGUUCCUGUAAGAAUGAGAACAAUGGGAAUUGCUCUGUAUACCAGUGUUUUUGGGGUCGGAAGCUUCUUGAGUGCUCUGUUGAUCUCCAUGGUUGAAUAUUUCACAAGCUCAAGAGGAAAGGGACAAAGCUGGUUCUCUGAUGACAUGAGAGAAGCCCGUCUAGACAAAUACUAUUGGCUUCUAGCCUUGUUAAGUACACUUAGCUUUGUGUUUUAUGUCAUUUUCUGCAAAUGUUAUGUCAGCAGCAGUAGAGAUUUGGAUGAUGAGAACUCAUAA
Molecule: messenger RNA, 1713 nt
Organism: Dovyalis caffra
Lineage: Eukaryota; Viridiplantae; Streptophyta; Magnoliopsida; Malpighiales; Salicaceae
Source: the annotation of a GenBank genome assembly